UCGAUCCGCCCCGCCGCUACGGUUCAUGUUCGCCUGCCUCGGUACGUCGCACCGACCGCUGGCGGCUGCCAAUCUGCCAUCAUCACCGCGACGUUCAGCACGACAACAUUUUUGUGUUCUGCGACUCGCCGCACCGUACAGUACUGUUGUGUCGCCACACGUCCACAUUAAUAUUAUAGUACCAAUAUUUAAAAUUUACAUUGUGCUGUCCACCGUGUACUGUAUACAGUUGUGUUUUUUGAGCUCGAUCGCGGACGGUACAUUUUCCCAUUGGUAUUAUUUAUAGUAACAUCGCGAAUCGAUAUAGCAUUAAAAAAAAACUUAUUUAAUCGUUUUUUUUUGGCGCGAGCUACGGUCUUCACCCGCGCCUGCGCAUUCGCCGUACAAACGUCAAACAAACGAUUCCAACGAACAUUACCGGACCAGAACGAACGUCGUUGCCUGUUGGACCCCAGACGGACCAAUUGAUUGCGCGUGCGUAUACCGAACACUGGAGGAUAACACAAUACGAUAAUCGUAUCGUAUAACGGUAAGCGGCCGUUGUCAUCAUUGAUAAUUAUGAAUCGGUAUCUAUUGAAGACUGUUACCGUACUCAAUAUUAUUAUGAUUAAUACAUAGGUUAUGUUAUAAAUUCCGAAUAAAUAUUUUGUUUAGCCGCGCUCGACGCUCGUUUGUGCGAUUUGAUUAUUAUAAUAUUACGCGUUUGUUGUCGGUCGGUUUUUAGUCUUCAUUCGGCGAAGUUUCACUUUUCUUUUUGUCAUUAAUACUCUACUCAUUUUUCAUUUUUCACCCGUCUAGUAGUUUUAAUCAUUUAAUAAUAUUAAUUUAGUAUUGUUUAAAUUUUCGUUAUUUGUGGUAGUCUGCGUUGUACAAUUUAAAACGGUUACCUACUGUACAUUUUUUAUUCCGUGUCGUGUCCUGUAAAGGUAAACAAAAUUGAAUUAUCUCGAUCGGACGCCACUAUGGCAUUUAAAACGUUUUUGUCAUAGAUCAUAAUGCAAAAUACACCGUGUCAUGUGUUACACGGUCGCGGUUUUCCGAAUCACAACCCUCGUUUCCGUUGUCACUGUUAAUUGAACCCACUCACAAUAUUUACCACUACCAAUACUAUUCUUGUACACUACUUAUAAUUUAGCCAAUUGACAAUACGGUCAGUCUUAAAUUUGCCCGAGACAGCCAUUACCACUAAUCCUCUCAACUUGAAAUGACAUCAGUAGCUUACGUUAACUCUCCUGUGUAGUGUUCGGUUUUUAUCUGUUGACGGAUACAAUGUUCUCGGCGUUUUCGAAACACAAAUGACGAAAUAUUCUUAUUUCUCAUCACAUUAUGUGAUGCCUAAUAAAAAGCACCAUGUAAAAUAUUUAAAAUUCCUAUCAAUGUUUUUAUGGAUUUGAUACACAUUUUUAUCCAUUGUCGAAUUUGAGUCAUAUGUAGCGGGUAUGUAACUCUUAAUGUUUGGUAUUUCUCCAGUAUAUUGUGUUUUUAUACACAAAUAUAAUAUUUAUUGUUUUACUCGUUAAUGAAUUUAAACCCCUAGGUUAUUAUAUAGGAUUACCUAUAUAAUAAGCGUCUAAAACAAUUUUAUUAUUUUAGGACCAUAUUCUAAAGUAAAUGGUAGUUACACGCCAGAGUUCUCAAAUGGAUCCCGAGAAGAAUAAGGAUAAAAAUGAAGUGAAUCGUACAGGUUUGUGUUGUAUUUACAUAAUUUUACAAAACUAAUUUAGGUUUAAAGUUACACUCGUAUAUUUAGAAAUCUUACAGAAAUAUUAUAGAUAUGUAAGUAUAGGUACCUACUAAUAUAUUAUAAUCUUAAUAUCUUUUAUAAGUUUUACUAUUCACUUUAGUUACCAAAUUGAAAUUCAUAUUAAUGUUUUUUCAAAACAAAUUUGAUCUAUGUAUAUUGUAUACAUAGUUAACUGUGUCAUUAAAUUAUUAAGGACACUAGUGUUCAAUAAGAUCUAUGUACCUUCUCCCUACUUAUUUGUGUAAUUAAUAAUCAAAUUCAAUUCCAGUACUUCAUUAUUAAUUUAAACAUAUUACGAAAUUCCUGUAAGUAUUCCUACCUUUAUAAUUUGUAUACAUUUUCACAAUUAAGAGAGGUCGUUUGUUAUUAAUUUUGUUUUAUUUGUUAAUGUACUUUAGAGAAGAAAGUUUCAAUUAAACUAAGUGCAGUAUAAUAUAUGUAAAUGAUGGGACUGCCUAAUUUGUCGAACUGGAGCCAUGGAUUUCUUUAGCACUACUGGUGAUUUUAUAUCAAGUUUUGCUUUUGUUGUUGAAAAUUGCACUCGUUUUAACCCUGUUCAGUAUUUUGUUGAAUUGUUGUGGCAGUUUAUCAAAACUGACUAUUUGAUGAAUUCUACUGUUUUUUAAUAACCUGUUAGUUUUGAGUACUAGUACAGUACUACCUGCUAUUGAGCUAAAGUAGUCUGUGGCCCCAGUUCAACAAAUAAGAAGACUCGAAAAAUUAUAUAUAUAAAAAAAAAAUGUUAAGCAAUUAAUCUAAAUACCUACCUAGUAGUAGUAAUAAUAUUAGUAUAAGUAUCUUAGUAUAUUAAAAGUAUUAAUAAAUUCAAUUCUUUAAAAACUAAUUUAAUACUUUUAUUAUUUUUAUACAACAGGAACUGAAAAAUCAAGAAUGAAUUCUACCAAUAAAAAUGGAAAUAAUUCUAAUACUGAUAGUGAAGGUAAUUAUUUUAUUUUUACUCAAAUUUUGAACAAUUUGAACAGUUUUUAUAUUCUUUCAUUAAAAAAAAAAAAUUAAUAUUAACAUUAGUUAGAUUAGUUAUUAUAGGUCCAUUUAACAACCGCAUCUAUGGUAUGUGAUAUACAAAUAAUAUGAUGAAACUGUGUUUUCACAUUAGUGUGUAUUGGAUAAAAAUUUGAGUUAUUUUGAGUUAUGAUAGUUAAAUUGUACUAUGUACAAUCCUAGUCAUUGUGCAAUUAUAUAACAAAAUUAAUAAUAUUUUUGUGGUUUACAAGACCUAUUAAAUGUCCAAACAAAAUUGUUUUAUCUUGGUCCAAAUAUUGCUAACAUUAUUGUACUGAGUGAGGAAAGAUCUUUGAUUUUUUUUUUUCAAAAUGUUCUCAUAAACUAAGUAUUUUGUCAGUUUUAUAACCUAAUACCAUUUAAAUUUUAGUUUCUAUACAUUCUUUGGGCUUUUAUUUCAGUAAUUGAAUGUUUAUUUUAAAAUAUUUAAAGAAAAUAAAAUAUAUUAACAUUAUUAUAUUAGUCAACAUUUUUUUUUUUUAUUACCAAUUUCAGUUCGACUGACCUUAUAUUAAAGUUUUGACAUUUUUACCAUGUUAAACAAUUUAUUUCACAUAAAUCAAAAAAUUAAGUAAGUAUAAUCUGAACUUUUUAGAAAAUAAUUAUGAGCAUUUACAAAUUUUCAACGAUUUUAUACUAGAUACCGUAAUAACAAUGUAUGAAAAACUUUGUAUAUAUUUUCCAAGCAUUUAUACAAAGUCAAAUAAUUUAUAUCAAUUUCAAAUGGCUAUACAUAACUCAAGAACAAUGAAACAAUAUUUGUAAAUUAGUACUUUGUCUAGAAGAUAAUAAUAUAAAUAUUUGGUGAACAUUUUAUGAUUUUUUAACCGAAUCAAAAACAAAUCAGAAUUAGCAAAAACUUAACUACAACGAAUAUCAAUAUUAAAUAUUUAAUUAGAUUACCUUCAUAGUUUUUAAUAACUUAGUAUAUAUCAUUCAAUAUUCAUAAAAUUCAAUUAAAAAUUAUUAAUCUACUAUAAUUUUAAUAUAUUUUAAGGUAGGUAACUGUUGUGGGGGGGGAUGAGAUUAGGAAGGUAGGAUAUAAGAUGAUUUAGUAAAAUUGCUUUUUACAGUUUCAUGGGAUUUUUCCAAUUAUUUACCAACUAGAAAAUAUUUGCUACCAAAAAUCAACCUUGAAGUUGAUGAUUGCAUCAAAAUGUAGUUCAAAAUUUUUUUACAGACAGAAAAAUACAUUUUUUUUUUACUUAGAAUUUUAAAUUAUAAUUCAAAAAAAUUGUUAUAAUAUGUAAAAUGUAAUUGAAAAGUGGUACUUAAACAAUUAAAUACAGUAUAUGGUAUGUGUGGUUGUGAAAUGGACCUAAUUUUUGUUUUUGAAAAUCUAUAUAUCGAUUAACAAAAAAUAUAAUAGGUAUAUGUACCCAUGGAAACAAGUGUUGAAAUCAGUAAUAUAAAAACCAAUUUUGAACUGAUUAUCAAUAAUAACAUUGUUUUAAAUUUGAGUGAUAUUAUUUGAGCUUUUUAUCUUUUGUCUAUAAUUACAAUUUUUAAAAAUAAGUUUUUCAAAACAACUUAUACAACCUAACCCAGUGUUAUAAUGAAUUGGACAUUAAAUUAAACCUAGCACAUUAACUAAGGUUUUUGUAUAAAAAAUAUAAAAUUUGAACAUAUUGCAUUAAUUUUUUAUUGUAAGCAAUUAAAUUGUAUAUAAAAUAUAAUAGAACCGGUUUUAUAUUCUUGAAAAAAACUUUUUAAAUUUGUUUUUGCAAGAAAAGAUAUUGUAUGUAUUAAGUUUUAGAAUUGAGUAUCAGUAAUCUUUGAUGGUAUUGUGAAAAAUGUAUAGAAUUAACUUUUUUUAUAAUACUUAUAAUCUAGUCAAAAUCAAUCAUCUAGGUAUAUUGUAAUCUAAAAAAACCAUUUUUGUGAUUUGUUUUAAGUAUAUAGGUAUUUUAAAUAAAUUUAGCCAAGAAAAUAAUGUGGGUUAAAAAUGCAUUUUCUUAAUUUCUAACAAUAAAAUGAUAAAGAAAAAGAAAAUAGAUAGAUAGAUAUUGUGAUAAAUAAAUCUUUUAUUGAGAGGACGUCAUACCCCGCAUGUGCUAUCUCUGUUAUAAAGUUACAUAAUAGCAAAUUUUCGUUAAGCUGAUACAAUUUUAUGGUUCAAGUUUUGAUAUUAGAGUGAAUAUCACUCCUAUUAUCAAAUUUGAAGAUAUUAACGUUAACUGUGUUGUCUUAUCAUUCUUUGUUUUCAUUUUUAAGUGAAAUGUCACAAUUGAAAAAUGCUUAUAACUCGCUUAAAAAUUAUAAACCUAUGAGAAUACAUAGAUAAUAUUAAUAUCUUAAGUUUGUCAAUAGGUCAAUUCAUUUUAAUGUCAAAAAAACACACAGCUGUCCUCACUGAAUAAAAAUUUGUUAUAUCUCACGGUUGUAUGACUGAGACAGCAUAUGAGGGUGCGACACAUUCUUAUAAUGAUUUAAUGUUAUUUGAGCAAUUUUUUUCCUUUAUCUAAAUAAUUUAAUGCAGGUUUACUAAUUAAACUUAUAAGUUGAGUAUUAUGAGUCUGAAUGUUAUAACUGAGCUGUAAAUUUAUAUAUUGUUUUAUAUGUUUUUCUAGUAUAUUAUAUUACUAAGUAAGUACAAGAUAAGUUUUAUAUUGUUGUAAAUAAAAUUAUAAACCAAUAUUUAUGGUUUAUUUUAUUCUAAUAUAUUAUAAUUUAUGAUUUUUUUGAUAUAAUUUUAUACUAUACAGAAUGUAACAGUACUAUUCAACAAAUGUAAUAACUUUUUUUCUUUUGAAUAUUUUUAAGUUUUUUUUUUUUUAUAAUUAAGAAGGUUUUGCACUAUAAUUUGUAUAUUUUAUUACUAAGUAAUAAAAAGUUGUAAAGUCCUUAAAAAUUUGUUUAUAAUCCAAGAUAGCUAUUUUGUAAAUUAAUUUUGAAAAAUAUUGUUAGUGUUUAAAACUAUCAAUUAGGUUUGUCAUUAAAAAAAUGUUUGUUAAAUUUCAAAAUAUUAAUCUAGUUUAAAGCCAGAGCUUGUUUUUGUAAAAUGUUUGCACAUUCAUUAAGAAUAUUAAAAAAAAGUUGGACGAACAUUGUUUGGAAGUUAUAAAAGAAAAUUUAAUAAAGUUUUUGAUUUUUCUGUUUCGCAUAUUUCAUCGUUAGAAUUUAAAAUUUUUUUUCCCCAAAAUAUGUAUUUUUAAAUGUUUAAUCCAUUGAUAUAAUCAAAAUUCUACCCUGUUACCUACCCUACGUGCUUUUGCAAAACAAAUCGAGGGUUAUUUUCGUGCGCGUUUUAACGUUAUAACUCUACAACUAAGUAAGAUAGACUUAUUCUGAUUUUAAUAAAAAAAAAAACUAUUAUCAAUAAUUACAAAUAAUAAACAAAAAUAUCCAUUUUUGACCACAUUUUAAAUUAAUUCCAAAAAUGCUAUUUUUUAAAGUUUAUGUAUAAAAAUUAUAAAAGUACCUAUAAUAUUUAAGUUUUGAUUCUACCAAUAGAUUAAGCAUUUAAAAACACAUUUUGAAAAAAAAAAAAAAAAAUGUUAAAUUCUAAAUAAUAAAUAAGCGAAAAAACCUGAACUUUUUAUGAGGUUUUCCCUCAUAACUUCCAAAUGAAGUUCAUUUGACAUUUUUUUGUACAUGCUUAAUAUAGAUACAUGCAAUAACACACAUUUAAAAAAAAAAAAAAAUUAAAAACGAGCUUAGACUAGGUUUGUUCCAAAUGUAUUUCUUGCUAAUUUUACUAACAAUAAAUGCUAAGCGUUUAAAAGACUUAUAGCUCAAAAUUGAUAUGAUGAUAAUAUUAUAAAAUUGUACAAUAUUUCAAAGAAAUUCAAAUUGACCAUUUGGAAAUUUCUUCACGUAAUAAAGUUACACUUUACAAAACUUAAAAAAAAUAAUUGACUUGACUUAACCAGAUGUUAUAUUUUUUUAUUUCUCAUUUCUAAACAUCAAAAUUUAAUUUAAUUAUACAAUUUAAAUUAUAGCUCCAAGGUGUAAUAAUAAUUUUUUAAAAAAAACUUUAAAAUAUCCAAAAGUUAUUACAUUUGUUUAAUAUAGUUCUGUUAUAUUCUGUAUUUAUUUUUCAAAUAUUUUAGAUAGAAAAUAGUAUUUUUUUUCUGUGUGUUUAAUAUUUAAAAUUUUUAAUAUUAGUUUUUAAUUAUUAUUUUGAAGUAACCUUAUAGAAAUCGAUGAAAAGACCUCUUUUCUAUCAGGUAAAUGUUCUAAGUUACUGAACAUUUUUUUUUUAAAUAGUUACUCAAUUUUAUUAUAUUAAUAUUAAAUUGAAGACGUUUUUCCUUUAUACUUAAGUUUUCACCACUAUUAAGUGUAGAACCUACUAACUUUAUUAUUGGAAGCUGUGUGUAAUCAAUACAUUUUUUCGCUGCUCUUAGAAUCUAAAAAUAAAUAGUUGGAUAUAUUGUCUUAAUUAAAUGUUAUGCUAUAAAAUAGUUAUAUUAUAAAUAUCAGCAGUUGUCUUUUGAAAGAGAGAUUAUAUGUAGGUUUUGGUUAUUUAUAAUUUGUAUUAUCUUGAUUUCUGUAUGCAGGAUUAUGGAAUGCAAAUGAUAUAAUACAAAUUUGUAAAUCUAAACCAUUGGAUUUGCAAUUUUUUAGUGUUAAGACACUCCCCCCCAAUAUGUAUUUUUUCUAUAUAAACUAACACCUCAUUCUCAUCCCAUGAGAAUUGAUUUAAAGGGUGAAAACAGUAGUUCUGGUAUUUUUUCUGAAAUUUCUUUUCGUAGUAUUUCUAGUCUAGAACUACAUUUAUACAAAUUUUGGGUUUAAUCUUUUCAGUAGUUUUGACGUGAAGGGGUAACAAAUAUUCAAACAAAUUUUUGCAUUUAUAAAUCAUAUUGGUGUACUUUAAUUUUUAUUUUAAAAACUGCGUUUCUUAUUUUACCUAUUGAAUCAAGUUUGCUAAUUUGAUUUAAUUUUUUAUACUCAUAUUAUUUUUAUGAAAACUAUUUAUUUUCUUUGCUAAAAAUCAAUUCAUCCUUACACCUUUAUGUGUCAUACAUUAAACAUUUGUAUUUAAAUUUUUUAAUUAUUAUUUUAAUGGCACCUAGUAUUUAGUUACAUCAACAUUGCCGAUUUAACCUUUAUUCAUUUUCUUUGGAUGGUCCUAAUAUAAGUAUAUAGUUUUCAACAAGGUUUCCAAUGAAUUUGUAGUUAUAAGUCACAGCUAUAUUGGUCAUACUGUAUGUAGUUAAUAAUGCACACAGGGAGGAGUUACUAACAUUCCAAAAAAUGUUUUUAGUGCUGUAAGAUAAAUUUGUUAUAAUUUAACCCUUAACACUCAUUAACACUGCAUUCUGAAUCAAACAAUAAAAAUAUAGGAAAUAAUAAUUUUUUCAUUUUCAAUGUUAAAUUAUUUGAGUAUUAUAAUUUAAAAUUGUCAUUAAUAAUUGUAAUUAUAAAACUAUUAGAUAUUUAGGUCUGUUCUUACAAUUGCCAGUUCGUGUUAAUCAGCUGUUAAAUUGUCCGUAAACUGAGAAAAUUCUGUUGAUUAACCUCAUGGUUAGCACUAACUAAGAUUUUACAAGACAUUGUAAGAACCGAGCAUAUAUAUAUAUAUAUAUAUUAUAAUGCGAAUAAAUUGUACACAUACUUUUAGUUUCUUUUUUUUACAUUAAAAUUAAAAAAUAAUAAAUAAAUUGAUUAUAGUGAAAAUUGUUGUAUUUUGAUGAUAAUCAAUGAGAUAUUAUAAACAUAAUGUAAAUAUGUAGCAAAUAUGGUAAUGUAGCAGUUUUAUACAGAAUAUAAUAUUAAAAUAUAUAUGGUUUUACUUCAAUAAUAUGGUUGGUAAGAUAAGUUUAAUGGAUUAUUUUAGAGUAAAUGUUUGUUUUUGUCAUGAUUUAUAAUUUUUGAUCCUUUUAAAAGACUGAUAGAUACCAGAAUCCACGUUAUUGUUUAUUUUAUUUGUUACAUUUUUAAAAAAAACCAUUAUUCAUGAAUAAAUAUAGAAAAAAAAAUUAAAAAAUUGUAAACAUAAAGUGUUCAUUGUUUGAAUGUGUCAAAUAAUAUAGUUGUUAUAGCCCUUUAUGGGGCUCAGAAUUCGGGACCUCACCUCUCCGAGCCAACCAAAUUCGCCAUUGGUAAAAUAAUGAUAAUAAUAAUAAUGAUUAUAAUUAUUGAUGGGUUUAUCGAACUAUUGAUUUAUUUAUUUGGACAAUGUAAAAAUAAUGUCUUUUGGCUGAUGAAUAGAAAAAAAAACAUUAGUACUGAUAGGGUUAGCGGUAUUUUAUAUUGGUAUAAUCUAUUUUGUUAAUAUCGAUUUUAUCGGUAACUACGCUGUAUAUUAAUUUCCCAAAAUACCGUGUGUGGUAAUUACCGAAAAAACAGGUAGUACAAUAUUUUCGGUACUCAUUUUACACGUAUUUAUAUUUAAUUAUUAUAACGUAGGUUACAUUAUAAUCUUAGUCUCUAUAAUUUUAGAUUCUGCGUGAAGCAAGGAAUGUAUUGGUUUUAGUGAUAUGUUUUUUGUCUGUGAACAAUUUUUCCGCCAGAAAUCUCGACCCAAUCGCUGUCUGUAUCUAGUUUGUGAAGAAGAAAAUUGUUUUUUUUUUUUUUUUCAAAAAACUAUUUUCAUAAUAAUUGAGAAAAACCGAAUGAACUGGAAAGUUUACAACGUUAAUUGUUUCAUUAUUAUGCAAUGUGUUAAUGUCCCAUAAUGAUAAAUCUCAUUGUUAAUAACCAUUAUAACCUUAAAUAUUCUCACUGGGUCGCCGCACGUUCAUGUGUAAUAUAACUUUAUUUUAUGUAUCUGUGGGGUCGCAUGAUAAAACUAUAUUUUUUCAAUUCAUUUUAUCAAUGCAAGUUUGUAACUAUGUACAAAAAGCUAACAUAAAAUCAUAGAUAAAUCUAUAAUAAAAUAAAUCAUUAACUCUAUAACAUAAAAUAUUUUAAAAUACCGUAUAAUGGCAAUUACCGAAAGUGCCAUAUCACCCUAAUACGGUAUACCGGUAAUACCAAAUAGAUGAUGUCUCGGAUACCGGUAAUUAUAAUAAAAUACCGGAUGGCCUACAGUUAUUUUGAAAAUGAGUAGUCUGCAAUAGAAUAUAUAAAUAUUAAUGUUAUCGGUAUUUAUAAACUGAAAUUAUUUAUGUUGAUACGGAACUUCUCUAUUUUAGGAAACUGAUUUAUAGUCCCAACUCCCAUGUAGAUUUGCCUGAAACCGGUAUUUUCCCGCGUAAUUCCGGACGAAUGACGGCCGUAGUUACUAUUCGUUUACCUACUUAAUACUAUUAUGUAUAUUUUUAUUAAGGUUCUAUAAUCAUUUAACAUUUCGAUGUUAUAUAACGAUAGUGAUACAAUUAUAAUUUUUUCGAUGUCAUGCCGUAUUAGUAUAUAGUAAAUAUGAAUAAAAAGAAUGUGUUUAAUUACCUUUUCGACUAUGACCUUUCUGAAAUCGAAGAGGACAACGAAUUUCUAGAUCCAGAUUGGACAUUGGGUGAGCAAAGUACAAAAAAACGAUACAAAUAAUUUAUUUGAGCAAGAAGAAAGUGUGCAAGUUUCAUUAGUUAAUGUAGAAAGUAAUAAUAUAGGUAGUGCUAAUCAAUAAUUGUAGCGCUGCUAGUGAGUCGCUUAUGUAACAUAAGUCACUUUUAAUUCUGAGUUACUAAAAGUAUUGUUUUCAAAGAAAAGCUUAAUGAUAACUUUUUCAUCAACUUUUUAUUUUCAUUUAAUAUUGGUAGGCAAUUUUUAAUGUCUAAUAACUGCUUGUUUUUUGAAGAAUUCACUAAUAAUAUUGUCAAGUACCUAUCAGAAAUAUUUUGAAUUAAUAUUAUUACCUUGUGAUUGAUUUUGAUUAAAUAAUACAAAUUAUAAUAGAUAUUUGUUUAGUUAUAUUAUUUAAUUUUAAAAAUAAUAAAAAAAGUUAUGUAAGUAGGCGUUUUAGAGGCACACAAUUUAUCGUUGUGAGAUUCGUAAUGAUUUAAUUAUUAUUUAGGUUUAAGAUAAAUGAAACUUUGUAUAUUCGGCUAAGUAACUAAAGUAUCUUAAUAUAAUUUUUUAAAAUAAACUUGAUCACUUAUAAAUUUUAAAAAAAAAAUAUUGCAUUUACAAAAUUACGUAAAAUUGUUGUUACGAUUUAAACGAUUUGAUCAGGUGUAUGUUAGUAGGGAUAAUUGCUAAUGUUAACAGGUACCUGAUACCAGUAAGAAAACAAUACAUAAUGUUCAACAACAUGUUCCAAUUUUUAAAACACUGUUUUAUUUUUAAAUUAAUAUUAUUCUUUUUUAACAUAACUAGUCCUUUUUAUGAAUUGAAAAAAAAAUGUGGUAUAUAUUUAUAGACAAAAGAAAAAAUAUAAAUGAAAAGCGAUAUAAUAGUAAUAAAUAUGGAAUAAAUAAUAUCUAAAAUAAUUAUUACAUCUAAGAUUUUAAUGAAGAUAAAGUUUCUUCUUAUAAGUGUUUUCCUGAAUUAGAAAAAUCUCAGGGGUGGCUCCAGAGGCUUGGUUGGAGGGGCUAAGUAAUGUUUUUAGAAAAUUGUAUAUCAAUAAGCGUACUUUAUAUUUUAUUUAUACUUCAUAGUAUAGAUAAUAGAUGUCUCGAACCAUAUAAUUACUUAUACAUGUUUGUAAUAGUCAAUGGUAUAAUGUGUUUUUUAAGAUGUAGUUGUUUUUAACAAAACAUGGAUUUAAGGGGUGGCCCCUUGGGCUCCCCGUGGAGCUGUCCAUGAAUAAUCUUUUAAUAAUGUGGCUGACUUAAAUCUAAAAAUAUUAAGAAGAUGCUACACCUGCAUCUACUAUCUCAAUCCAACUACCGAGCAACAUCAAAAAUAAUGCUUACUUAGACUAAGUAAAACUCGCUCAAUUUUGAUUUAGAGUAAAAGUACCUACCAUGAAAUUUAUAGAAAAGAAUAUUUUGGAGAGAACUUAAUUGGGUUUUCGUAUUAUAAAUAUACAGCUACAUAUGAAAAGCAUAAACACUUUUAAUUUUUUAGUUUUUUAAAUAACUAAUUUUUUUUAUUAGUUCAAUAGUUCAUAAUUCAAAAAACACUUAUGAGCUUCCUUCAGAAAUAUUGUUCUCUAUAAAUUUCAUAAUAGGUAAUUUUACUCUAAAAUUAAAAUUAGUUUUACUUAGGCUGUAUAAACAUUAUGUUUGUUUUUUGCCUGGUAGUUGCACUGAGACAGUAGAGAUGUAAGUGUGGUGUCCUUUUAAAAAUAUUUUAGGUAGUGAAUACUUUAUUUGUUAUAAUGCUCUUUACUAAAGAAGCAGAUUAUAAUUGAUGCAUUAAGGUGUUUUAAAUUGAUCUCUUAUUUAUGUACCCAAUAAUAAGUUGUUAAAUUCUGUACUUUCUUGAUAAUAUUUAGAAUAACAUUUUAAAUUUUAUUGUUAAAAAGACGAUCAUGAUUCUGUACAUUCUUCACCUCGUUCUUCACAUUCUUCAAAUGCACCAGUGCCGUCGGGAUUGCCUGGAUCUCCACCACUCAAAGUGACAAUAAAAAAGAAUAAAUCAUAUAGCAGCAGUUCUAGGGAAUCUGCACAACCUUUUGAAGUAAGAAACUUAGUGAUUAGUUUUGAUUUCUAUAUGCUUAUCUAAUUUUAUAUGAAUGAAAAAAACACGUUUCUUGGUUUCUGAAAUAUCUAUUUCUGUUUAAUUAAACACUUUAAUAUUUAUUUUUGUAAUAUGUGAAUUAUAUUUAGGUUGUGAAAAAUAGUCUACCUCCAGCUGAAAGUCCCUGUGCUUCAAGUGAAGAAGAUGGUGAAGAUCAAAAGGUGGACUCUGAAAAUGAUAAAAAUUCUGACAAACCAAAUUCUGAAGAUGAUGUUGCUGAUGAUGCAGCUGAAAAUGAAAAGGAAUCUGAACCGGAGUCUGAAAAUGCUAAUGAAAGUUGUGAUUCUGACCUUGAAAUAGUGGAGGGACCUAUCCUAAAUAAAACAAUUAAUGAUAAGAAAGAAAGCAAGCCAUUUAUAAAAAAAGAUUCGAACAUUCCAGAGACAAGUUCAGUAACAAAUUUUAAAUCUGAGGAAGUUCCCCAAAAUUCUGUGAUAAAAAAGGAAGAAAAGGUAGUUAAAAAUGAAGAUAAAGAAGACUUGAAGGAUUCUAUCUUAGAAAAUAAAGUACUUGUUUUGAAAAAAGAUGAAUCAAAAGAUCUAAUCAAAGAGCAACAGAAAGAGUAUAAACUUAAUGUCCGUUCUUUCGUUGAUUUAGCAGCACCUCAAACUAUUAACUUGAUUAAUAUGCCUCCUCCCUCACAAAUAGAUAGUCCUUCAAAUUUUAUAUCUCAAAAUGGUUCUCCAUAUCCACAAUAUAUGAACAUGUCAUGUGAUUUAUGUACAUUACAGUUUGAUUCUUUAGAGCUAUUAAAUGAACAUAAAAAAGUCAUGAAACAUUACAAAUGUUCUUUCAAAGACUGUGAACAUUUAAUUUUAUCGAGUCAACAAGAGUUUUUAGAUCACCAAAGUAUGGUUCACAACAUUAUGCCAUCACCUGUUCAACAAUUGGCACAUCAAGUAAUAAUAAAUUUAAACUAAUUAAAUUUGAAUAGUUGAUUAAAAUGAUCAGAAAUAGUGAUGUUAAUUAACGUGUAAGACUUGAUAUAUAUUACACAAUAUUCCUAAGUUAAUUUACUAAAAUUUGUUUAAUUUUACAAAAACAUUUUUAAAAUUCUUGAAUUCUGACAUAAUCUAAAAAUUUGACUCAAGAAGAUGUUAUAUUACAUGAAUGUAAUUUGAUCUUAAAAUCUGUUUUUCUCAUAACAUAUUUAUAGUAAAAUUGACAAAAUUUCAUAAGACAUAAAACAACUUGGUGUCUUGGAUUAUUUUUUUUUUUAGCACCAAUUUGUUUUUUUUUUUUUUUUGUUUUUUGGCUCAAAAUAUGCCUUAUGAAAAUUACUAUUGUGCUUCAUAAAAUGAUCUGAUUUCGACAAAAAGAAAAAUAUUUCCCACAUUGAACUAUUUUGAUCUUAAACUUUAUAUGUCUUGGAAGAAACUCAAUUUCUUCAGAAUUUUUUUACUAAUUUGUUCAUAGAUAUUAUCACUUUGAAUUAAAUUUAAAAAUCAGAGGUUAAUUUUAGCUGUGUAAUGUUAUUAUUUAUCAAUUAAAAAAUGAAUGACAUACAAAUAUUAAGUCGAGAAUGAGUUUUCCCUCAUUUAAUGCAGUACUCUUUCUUUCUAAAGACGUAUUGGACAAUGGAUUAGUGAACAAGUUAUAUUAUUAAGGUGGUCAUUAAAAUGGUAACAAUAAUUUGAGAAGAUUUGAAAAGUCUGACAUAGCAUAAAUACAAUUAAAAGUUAUUUGUGAACCAUCAGUUUUUGGUUUUUCAUUUACUUGAAAAAACCUAUUAGGAAUUGUUAUUAAUUAAUAAACUUGGCAAAAAAAAGUUUUUCUUUAUGUGUUUUGAAAUUUUGGUAAUUAUUAUAAGUAUGGUAAUAAGGUAGGUACCACUUAUAAGACUCACUUUGGGACCUACACAAAGUGAGUCUUAAAAUAACACAAAAUCGGUUUUCAUGUAUAAAAAAGUAUAAAUAUAACAUUCAACAAUUUAUUUAUUUUACACAUUAUAAAAUAUAAAAAGUAAUAAUAUUGGUUAGUAUUACAUAGUAUAUAGUACCAUAGUACCAACACAAUAUUUUAAUAUUAUUGACAUAAUAGAAUGCAGAUUUCCAUAACUUGCUCCGAUAAUUAUUUUUGUGAUAACAUUUAAAAUAUUAUAAUUGAAUAAAUAAUAUAUUCAAUGGUAUUGAAAUAUAGUGUAGGUACCUCUUUAUUAUAUGGUACUAUGUAAUAUUAUGUAGUACUAACCAAUAAUAUUACUUUUUAUAUAUAGUGUGUUUCACUCAAAUGGUAACACGGAAUAUUUCUGUUCAGUGACCUCGGAUUGAAAUGGGGUUUUCAAGAGGAUAUAGUAAAUGCUGAAAUUCAUAUUUUACAUGGUUCAAAUUUCUUAAUCUUCAAGUGUGCACAUGGGCAAUAAAACUUGCAAUUUUUGUGAAUUGAAACACAAAUUUCCAACACUUGAUUUGGAUAAACCAUUUGUUUUUAAGCAACUUAUAUAAAUACAUUUUUCCCUUAUCUUGAAAAUUGGUCGAAAUACAGCUAGAUAAAGGUGAAAUAAAAUUAUUUUAUUAUUAUUAAAUUAAUUUAAUUUUAACAAUUUAUUACAAAAAGUAUUCAUCAGUCAUCGUAUCUUAUAAAUUGUUCAAAGUUUCACCCAUUUUGUGAUAAACAUGCUUCUGAACUUAUGCUUUAUGACUUCAUCUUGAGUAGUUGCCAUAAUUUGUUUGUCAGUUAUUGGUCAUGCUUCAGUAUGAUUUUUUUUUUAAAUGUCCCCAAAGAAAAAAUUUAAAGUUAAUCUAAAUCAAAUGUUGGAAAUAGUUGUUUUCGUUUAAAAAAAUGCAAGGUUUAUUGCUCUUGCGCACACUUAAAGGUUAAGAAAUUUGAAAAUCCAUGUAAAAUGUGUAUUUCAGUAUUUACUAUCUCCUCUUGAAAACCCCAUUUUAGUGAAACACACUGUGUAUUUAUAUAUUGAAAUAUAAUAAUUUCGAGUGAAAUUGUGAAAUUAUAUAAAUAUUAUGCAGACAACCAUCACCAAUUGGUUUUCUUCAAUUACUUCUUCAUUAAGAAGGGAGUGUUCAUAUUAUUAAUUACUAUAAUCAAUGUAAGUACAUUAUACAGGAAGAAUAAAGUUGUUCUAUGUAAAACAGUUUUUCCAUAAAUAUUACACUUGUACACUAGAAUAAGUGCAGUUAAAAUUCAAUAAAAUGUAAAAUAAAUUGUUUGGGUAAUCUAAUAGUUUUGAAUCUAGCAUAUAUAAUUUUUUAACAGUUUUAAAUGGUUGGGUGAUGAAAAUUUUGUAAUGGCUUUUAUAAAGGUUUUUAGGAUAGACUACCUAUAUCUGUACAUGUUUGUUGUUUAAAUCAAUAUGUUGGUUUGUUAUAAUCAGGUUCAGCGUUUACCAACUAUGGGCUUCGACCAGCAACUACAGCCCGUUGUACCACCAUUACCUGAAAAUCUUCAACCGCCUGGUGUGCCGAAUAUGUAUACACAACCACUGAGGAUGCCAAAUCAAGUUCCUAUGCAACGUUCCAUGCGGCCAAUGGGUAGGCCCAAUAUGAAUCUCAUGAUGGGAGGUGCCCCUAGAGGGCGUAAUAUGACUAGAGCACCAAGUAUGAAUGUAUUUUUAAAAUUUUUCUUUUAUUUUAAUACAUAUUUAUUUUUAUAUAGGAGGAAGAUCAGUUGCUAUGAGUUCCCCCAUGAUGAGAGGUACUCCUUUAAAAAGACCGCUAUCAUCGAUGGGAGUAAGGCAUCAAACGCCUCCAUUAAAACGUGUAGCUACAGACAGGUCAGACAGGUUAGUUAUUGAGAUUAUAAUGAGUAUUCAUUAUGGUGAUUUAUAGUACUAUAGUAUACAAUUUAUUGUAUUAUUUUUGAUUAGAACUUCAUUUACUAAGAACUCUCCAACAAUCGUUAAAUCUUUAUCGGAAUCUUUAACAAAAUCUAUUACAUCUGCGAACAAAUCUCAAGCUAAUCAUACUCAGCAAGAUGUUGUUAAUUUAUUUUCCAAACGAGGACUCACUAUAAGCACGGUAAUUUGAUGUUUAUUAUAAUUUAACUAAAGUUUAAAUAAUUGGGGUAAUUGAAAUUCUAACUGAUCAUUUGGUAAUUUGAAAAAUAUUAAAUGUUAAACAUUUAUUGUGCUUAAUAAAAAUCAUUUAUUAUAUUAUUAUUUAAUUUUAACACGUAUUAUAUAUAUCUAUUAAUAUGUAAAACUUAGAACAGUGUUUCUCAACUGGUGUGUUGCCGGGUAAGUCCAAAUUUGUCGCAUGAAGUACUAAUAUUAAAUAACACAAAAUGUAAAAACAUUGUUGACACUAUUUACAAAAAUUAAUAGGUAUUUGAUAUAAUUUCUAUGAUGAAUAAAAAUAGAUUAUCAGCUAUGGACAUUAAAUUAAUUUUAUCAUUAUCGUAAUUCUAAACGUUGGUUUAUCGAUAUUUAUUUUUUAAACAGUGUACUGUAUAGCAGUGGUCUUCAACCAGUGGGUCGCUUAAGCUUAAAAGUUGAGUUACGAUAAGUUUUCUUUUUAAAAUAAAAAUUAAGUUUAUACAAUUAUAUAUAUAUGUAUAUUUUGUAUGAUAAGUUUAUACAAUUAUAUAAGGUAUACAAAUAAUCGUUUAAUUAUUAAACUUAGAAAAUUAAUAAAUGAAAAUACAGUUUGAAAACUAUUGUAAUAUAUUAUAUGUAUAAACAAUAUUAUAUAAUUUAUAUUCAAAAAUAUAAUAGUAUAUGGAUUUCAAUUCACAGUAUAUGUUUCAUAUACUCGUAUGAUUCUACGUUGUAUGACAUUAAAUAUAAUAAUUUCUGGGUAAACCGGGCUAGUAAUAAAAUAAAUACAUUAUAUUAUUAUCAUUAAAGAGUCCCAUAAUCUACGAACAUUGUCGAUGUUGGUGUGUUUAAAGACGAUUAAAUGUUAGUCGAGUUAUUAUUCUAGUCAUAUUUACGUAUUCGUUAAAAAGUUUUUUUUUAUUUUUAUUUAUUCAGUUAUGACAGUACUACUACAAAGUAUUAAGUAAUUUUAGAUUUUUUUUUUUUUUUUGUUUAUCUACAAAAUCGUGUUAUUACCAUUUUUACAUCAUAUUUGUGCAUGGUAAUUUUUUUUGCAUUGAACGAAAUUAAAAAUAGAAAAGGGAAAUAAAGGGAUUAGUUAAUGUCGGAGAGGAGUUAAGAGUCGCCUUGUCAAAGAUUUCACCAUGUAUUGAUAUACUAUGUAAGAAAUAUCAGUUGCAAAUUUCUCAUUAAAAUGCUGUUUUAUGUUGUAUUUUUCUUUAUUAUUUUUAAUUUUACAUUAUCAAUUAAUUAUAAAUAUUUUAAUAGUGUGCCGCCAUAAUGCAAAAGUUGAGAAACACUGACUUAGAAUAUGGAAUUUCAUAAAAUAUAUUGCUUUAAAUAAAAAAUUAUUAAUUUAAAGUUAUUUGAAAAAAAAAAAUAAGCUACUGCUUAUGAGUAGAUUAUUGUUAUUGGUGGAUAAUAUAUCCAAUCUUCCCUCCUAUAAUAUAUAUAUAUAUAUAUAUAUAUCUAAUGACAGUAAAUAAAUAAAGAUCGUGUUGCUUUUACAAUGAUGUCUUUUUUUAUUGUUAUUAUUUUUUUUUUUUUAUACAGUGACAAAUUUCUACCAGAAAUCAAAUUUGGCACCAUUUUUGAAAGGAAAUUUUGUCUAGAUGGUACUUAAGGGAGGUCAUGUUUUGAUUUUCCAAGCGGUUUUCAUAAUAUCUGGAAAACCCUGGGAUAAAAUUUACAAAAAUAAUGCUUUUUAUUAUUUUUAAUUUUGUUAUUUGCUGUAAUUCAAUUCAAAAUAUUUGUAGAGGCUUGAGAUUUGGAUAUGAAACUUAUAUUUGCGUUUUAUAUACGUGAUACAAUUUUCAUCAAAUUCUAAAUUCUUUUGAGCUAUUUAUAGACAUGCCAUUUUAAUUUUAUGAGUUUUGUACGUAAUUUUUAUUCUGUGGGUACUUUGUAGAUAAAAUUGUUAGACUAAACAGAAAUGCCUAAAAAUUUAACAGGAGAUUCAUAAUAAGUCGUACUUAGUGGUCAACAAGAAAAUGUUAGGUUGAAUGUAGUGUAUAUUGCCAAUUUAAGGACAGUGGUGAAGUCAGAAUUGAGCAUACUGACUUGGUUUCGAAAUUAUAUCUUUUUGAAGUUCUGAUAUUAUGUGUUGUGUAAAAAACUUAAUAUUGUCAAUUUUAUAGUCUAGUGGUGGUCGUCAUCCCAUAGAUUGCUAAUUUCGAAAAUUGUUUUUAAAAAACCUUGUCAGCUAGGUAACAGGGAAAAAACAAAUGCAUUUUGGGUACAUCUAGAAACCCAAGCACGUUAUAAUAUGACAUAUAUAUAUAUAUUGUUGAAAAGGCAAUACUACUAAAUGAGCCCCGCUCAGAAUCGUUUUUUUUAUUAGCAAUGAUUAAUUUAAAAAAGAUUAUAUCUUACUUCCCAACUUCUCUUCUACAAUAGUGGUUCACCCAUCAUGUGAAUUUCCUCCAAUUUUCAAAAGUAACAUGUUUUCUGAAAGGAAAUUAGACUAAGGCGAUACUUUGAAGAGGUAAUUUUUUUAUUUUCUCCGGGUGAUAAUAAUUAACAGGGGGAAAAAGUAGAAAAAAAAACUAGAAAAUUUACGAAAUUUAUUAUUUUUAAAUUGUAAUAUAAAUAGCUUUGUAUAACAUGUAUAACCAAGCCUCACUCAGAAUCAUUUUUGUUUGAAAUCCUUAAUCGCGUGUUGAUAUACAUUAAAUUUUCCCUCUACCUUCCUAACUUCCCACUUAAACAGUAGUCCACUCAUCGUCCGAAAUGUGUCCUUUUGUUUUUAUACUUACAUGAAUACAUCAUUUUCAUUUUUCAGUGAAGUACUUUUACUUUUUUUAAAAAAAAAAAUUGAUUUAUGUAAUAACUUGGAUUAUAUAUUCUAAUAUGUUUUAUUUUUAUUUAUUUUUCACGUUUAUUUUUAGGGUGUAAUCUCUAUGUAAUUUUGAUUUACCUGUAUUAAAAAUUCUCUUUCAAUAGAUAAAAUCUUCACUUAGAUACAUUUUGGUGUUCAAAUUUUUAAUUUCUAUCUACUCAUUGAUUAGACAUUCCACUUUUAAGUGAUGAUGUUCCGUUACUUUUCCCUUUACUCAAAUUUUAAAUUGAAAUAUCUGGUUAACAGGUUAACGAUAAUUACAAUUUUGGUUGUGAUAGCUGUAUGUGAUCAAACAAAAAAAAUUCCAAAAUCGAAAAUAUAGAAAAUUAUACAUAUGUUAUGAACAUAUUCAAAUACGAUAAGAUAAAUGUAUAUAUUAUAAAAUAUACGGUAAUUCAUAAUUUGUAUUUAGUAUUUUAGCCAUCAUUUCAAUGUAUCGUCAAUAUUACAUACUAAUAUUAUUUUUAUUAUUUAUUAUGAAUUCGAAAAUUGGCCAUUUAUAUUGAAGCAUUAUUUCAUUAUUUAGGGUGAAGUAACAUGUGUAAAUUAUUUAAAAAGCAAAGUUGUUACCUCAAAAUGAAGAAACUAAUUUGGCUUGCAAUGAAGUAAAAACGGUGUCACCCGUGGUGGAAAUUUUAAAGAAACUAUUAAAUCAAGUUAAAAAAGACAUUUUGGAUGGAACAUUUAAAAUAAGUUACUCAAAAUGCACAAAAAAACUGUAUUAAACUUAACUAUCAGUACUUAGAGGUAACCAGUUUAUUUCAUACACUGAUAUAAACGGUAGAUGCAACACAAAGUUAGCUCUAACAGAAAUAAUAGUAUUGUUGUGAUAUUGGGUCUACCUCAAUCUGGUGCAUUUAAUGGAUGGCUGGACAGGAUAAAGUAACCAUAUUGUAGUUGAUUGGUAUAACUUAUGUAGUGAUGUAGUUGAUAGCAUUUCCAAGUGCCAAAAAAAGGUCUGGGCAAGGUUGUGUAUUGUAGAAAUCGAUGAAUCUUUUUUCCAAGAAAAACAAAUUUAGUAGAGGAUGUUAUUUAUGUACUGAUCAAAUAACUGGAAAUGAUGAAAAUGAAGAGCCAAUAGACAAUGGCGAAAUUGAACAAUCAAUGGACCUAUCAGUAUUUGGCCCAUGUUGGCACCACAUUUAGUGAUGAGCACAAUUGAAUAAUGUUUGAUUGCAUCAUUUAAUAGUUUAACUAAAACUAUUAAAUGUUAUUCAAGUGAAUAAUUACAUUACUGAAUUUUAACUAUCGAGCUAAUAAAAGUAUUUGAUAGUUUUUAUUGAACUAUCGAAGAGAGCACCGUUUGUGUGACGGCAUGACAUGUCUACUAAUACUCUAUACUACUAUAUGAAACAAGAUUACCAUUUAAAAAUCAAGUGUUGAUAGUCGUUUCACUCCCAAAAAUAAUGAUGUUAUUUUAUUUUAGAUCUGUUUGUUUCUUAAAUUAUCAAAACAUUAUAUUUUUUUUUUUUGCAAAAUAAUGAGUAUUCAAUGUUAAAAAAAUCACCCUGUUGAUCAUUAAUUAUUUUCAUUUUCAGGUGGAUACAGUAAACAAUAUUAGUAUUCCUGCUGGACUAAGCUUGAACUCUGCUGUUUCAAUAAUACCGACUUCACCUGCUAAGGUACCUAUUAAGAAACCUCAUGAAUCACCUAAUAAUGUAUCACAGAGACCUAGUAGUAAAUUUAAUAAGGUAAUCUAUUAAAUAUAUUAUUAUAAACGAAUAAUUUCAUACAAUUCAAAUCAAUGUUUACAAUGCAGACAAUGGUAAUUAUUUUCAAGAUCUCUUGAUUACUAAUUCAUUCUGUAUGAAAUAUUUACUGAUUUACAUUUAAUACUCAGUGUAUGUAUAUUGUAUUAACUCAUUUAAGAUUUUUAGAAUGGCGGUGCUCUAUUAUUAAUACAUUAACAUGAAAUUUUAAAAUUAGUUUAUAAUUCAUUAAUGGGAUCAGAAUUAUAUGUGUUCUCUAAUGUAUUAUUUUCUAAGUUUAUUAGUUAAUCAGUAAUUCUCAACCUAGGGGGCUUAACUCCUGGUGGUUGUUAACUAAUUAUUUAGGGUUACCAAAAUUAUUAAACUAUUGGAUUGUUGUAUAUAAAUUAAUAUUUUAGGGUUGCCAAAAAAUUGAAUAUUCAUUUAUGGGGGUUGCAACAGUAAAAAGGCCUUCCCAACUUUUUUAGUUUUGCGGACCUCCAAUUUUUUAAAAAAACUUAAAUGUCCACUAUACUAAUAUACAGGUAAAAAUAAAAACACCUAUAUACGUAUGACCAAUAUAUAUAAUAUUGUAAUGUGCGUACUGCUCAUAGGUCAGUAAUUAAGAAAACAUAACAUACAUUUUUUUUUUUGUAUUAACAAAAAAGCUUGUUAUUGUAUUCAACUUAUAAACAAGUGGUUAAAGUUAAGUUAAAACAAUGUGAUUUUUGACAUAGUUUUUCUCCCACAAGAAAGUUAAUAUUGGUAUUAAGUUGAUUGUGCCGUGAUCAUGAUAUAAAAUAAUAUAAAAAAAAAACAAAAAUAUUCUAAAAUAUUAGAUAAGGAAAUGACAAUCAAUAAAAUUAUAGGAUAUAGAUGAUGGUAGGAUUAUUACUAAAUCUUUAUUAAAAUAUAGACUUAUAUAUUAGAAUAAUAUAAAUAAUAAACAAUUUACCAAUUUUUAGCUUAUACCCUCAACCAUUGUUCACGGCCUAUAGGUUGGGAACUACUGUACUACUAUUAUUAUUGCAUUUUUAUUUAUUUUUCAUUAAAUAAAUAUUACUUAUAUAAUUACAAAAUCAAGACCAGUAUUUAAUAAAUUUAUUUAUGAAUUUACAUUAAUUUACAAUAACAUACAAUAUAAACAAUGUAAUUACUUAUUAAUUUAAUUAGAAAUAAAGAAAAAAAAUAUCAAUAAUACUAAACUGUAAUAUUAGAAUACUUUUAUAUAUUUUUAAUAAUUGUAAAAAUGUCAGAUAUACAAUAUUUUAUUUAUUUAAUUAAUGGAUAUAACAGAAGCUAUGUUAAUAGUUAAAAAUUUACAUUAAUUUAUGUUUAUUUUGUAGACGGUUGACACUGUUGAUUUGACUGGUCCAGAUAGUAGACCCAAAAAGUUUUGGCCUUGUGAAAUAUGUUCAAAAACAUAUUUAAGUGUUGAAACAUUGUAUGAACAUGUAUCUGCUGCACAUAAAACCGUGCAACUUUCGUACAAGUGAGUAGUAAUUAUUCACAAUUAGGUUUUUUUUUAUAAUAUACUACAGGUAUACAACCAAGUCAUAAUUUGUACUAAUUAUCAAAAUAUAAAAAUAAUUAUUAUAAUAACAUUGAUUUAACAAAAAUUAUUUUAUAAUAAUAUUCUGCCAUUAAGAUAUGUUUAUUUAAUUAAAAAUAUUCCCUCAUUAGUCAUCCAUCGUCAUUGUAAAUAAAUCUGAAGUCCUUUAUUUUAUUCAUAAUUAUGUUUAACAAUGAGAAUAGAAAAUUAAAAUUGAUACUUCUAAUUUUGUGCAUGAGUAAUUUUAGACUGAAAAAAAUGUUUAAAUUUUAUUUUUAAAUAAGCUGUCCUAGGAUAAUGGAGUCGGGUACAGCCAAUGUUGUUAUACGUAAUUUAAUGUAUCCCUGUAAGCAACGAUAAACCAUUGCUAACGAAAAUGCGAUUCUGAGCAGAGUUCGGUUAAUAGUGAUGCUUUAUCAUAUAUAUGUCAUAUUAUGGUAAAAUAAUUAAAUAGGCAUUAUAUAUUUUCUUUAAAAAUAUUUGUUUAAUGUACCGAUUUUCCUGGUUUUCUCAUGUUUUUUCCAGGUUUUUCACUUUGCUAGGAAAAAUCAAAAAAUGGCCUCAUUAAAGUACCUUCCUAGUCAGAUUUCCUUUUUGAAAAAGUGCUAUCAUUGUAAAUUUGAGCAAAAUUGGUGGUAGAAAAGUUGUUCACGUAAAAAAAAGGCUGUAAUAUUUUUGUCGACUAAUAUCCAUCCAUUUCUUGUUUUCUUCCUUUUUUUUUUUUUUUUUUUGUGCUUUGGUUUUUCACAUUUGUUGAGAAAAUUCCUGAAAAAAUUAAAAAAUUACCUCCCUAAAAGUACCACCCCAGCAAAAUUUCCUUUCAGAAAAAGGGUCUACAUCAUAUACAUUGAAAUACGCUUUUUGAUAGAAAGUGUUCACAUAAAAAAAAAUAAUCAUCUUUGUAAAAUCAAUUAAUUGUUCGUUACACUCGGAAUCUAAAAUAAUAAUAAUCAGCACACUUAAUAACAUUCAAUAAUCUUAAUAAUAAUUUUAAUAAAGAUAAUAAAAAUAAGCAUAAUAAUAUUAAUAAUAAUAAUAAUGAGCACUUUAAAAAUAUUAUCUGCAUUUUAAUAAGAAGCAUAUGCUUUUAAUAAUAAUAAUCAUUAACAAAUAUCAUAAUCAGUAUUUUAAAAAUAACUAACAAUAAUCAUAAGCUUAAUAACGGUAUUUGUUGAUGAUUAUUAUUGAUGGUUGUAAUAAGUAUGCCAAUUUAUAUUAUUAAAAGUAUUAAUGAUUAUUAUGAUACUGAUUUGAUUAUUGUUAUUUUAUUAUUUAAGUGAUUUUAUUUAUUAUUACCUAUUAUGCUUUUUAUUAAAAUGCUCAUUAUGAUUUUGAUUUUUAAAGUGUUCAUUAUUAUUAUUAAUAUCAUUAUCAUCAUUAUUUUAGAUUCUGAGUGGAGCAAAAAAGGCUUAUGGUUUUACAAAAAUAUUUUUUUUUUUCAUGGUUUUUCACAUUUGAUGAGAAAACUCGAGAAAAUCAAAAAAAUGACCUCUCUAAAGUACUUUUCUUGUUGUCAUUUAUUGCAUUUUUUUUUAUUAUGAGCAGAAAUUUAAGUUUUUUUUCAAACUAAAAUGACAUAAUUAAUGAUAAAUUUUGAGGACAUUUUUUGUUAUUUAAUUUACUUUAAACUAUUUCAAAUAUUAAGUUAAUGAUUAACUACAUUUGAAUUGAGUGUUAACCCAUUAACAUAUUACAAUAUUUAUUUAUAAUUAAACCACAUUUACUUAGUGAAAAACAUUUCCAAGAUAAAUACUUACAUACUUCAUGAACAUUUAUAGUUUUUUUUUUUAAAUAUUUUUUUAGAUGCAACUUAUGUUCAUUGAGUUUUCCAAGUGGUGAAUUAUUAUAUCGUCAUAAGCAAUCAUUUCAUAAAACUGAUGUAAACACAAACAGUCAAUUUGUUAUUCCUAUUAUGGACAUAAGUAAAAAUGGUUCAAUUGCCAGGAUGAACGCAAUGGGUAUCACUAAUUACAUGCCACUUGCCCAAAUGGAACAACAAAAUGGUCAGUUUGCAUUUCCCAUCAUGAGUACUGCUCGCCCAGGUUCCAUGGAUGGCUUGAAGUUUACACACUUCUUAAGUCUGGGAUGUAUACGAAAAUUAUAAACUCUUGACUAAGACUGUUUCCAUGUAUCAUCUAUUUCAGUUACAUAAAUGUGUUUAUUGUACAUUAAUAUGUUUAUUAAUUUUUCAGAAAACUUAAAACUAUUUAGUAUUUA
This is a messenger RNA of Cinara cedri, 24567 nucleotides long. The record is from the annotation of a GenBank genome assembly. NCBI's taxonomy places the organism in Eukaryota, Metazoa, Arthropoda, Insecta, Hemiptera, Aphididae.